Molecule: messenger RNA, 2562 nt
Organism: Saccostrea echinata
Lineage: Eukaryota; Metazoa; Mollusca; Bivalvia; Ostreida; Ostreidae
Product: somatomedin-B and thrombospondin type-1 domain-containing protein-like
Exons: 4
Coding region: 317-1186 (289 amino acids)
Source: RefSeq, a predicted model, not a curated record
UGAUAGUAGUACUUAGAACUAACAAGAGAAAAAUUAAACAUUAAAUGACAAUAUUUUAUUUACGGGUGAUUCAUUCGUUCUGGUUGGUGACGGAUAUUUUGAGAGUUUCCCCUACUAGCUAGUAGAACACAAAACUUGCAAGAGUGGAGUAAUUGAACCGCUAGCGCGUGGCAGUGUGUACAAGACAUCGCGCGAACCAGCAGCGCUCUGCGGGAGGAGGCGAAGAACAAGGAUAAAGGCCUUCAACAACACACAAAAGUGUACAUUUUUACUUUUUGAAAAAAAAUAAGGAAAAUUCUUUAAAAAGACACCUAACAUGGUUGGAAAAAGUGCCCUUUUGUUGCUUGGAUUUGCUGUGUGCGCGGUGUAUUUUAGUGGGCCUGUUUCAGCUUUCAGGACUUGUGCUGAGGCCCGCUACUGCUGCCCGGGCCGAAAUAACACAUGCUUUGCUCAUGGACCCCGAAUGGAUAACGAUAAUAAGCAAAAGAGAUGUUUUUGUGAUCAGGAAUGUGUAACUAUGGGGGAUUGCUGCAUCGAUUACACACAAACGUGCACAGGUAGAGAUUGCUUGAUGGAGGAGUGGGGAUCGUGGAGCGAGUGUGAUGAGCUAUGUGGAUACGGGACUCAGAGGAGGAAGAGAAAGAUCCUCAGACACAGACAACAUGGAGGAAAGAAGUGCCCAGUCCGCCAUGAAAAACGGGCAUGUGUGGGCGACCAGUGCUUUGCCGUCCAGUCUGUUGAGUUCAGGGGCAAAGAACUUAGUGAGGUUGGGAAGAUUUUACCAGCAGAAUUUGGAAGAUGGAGAACAAGUAGCUUGUACAGUAUGGAACAUGAUAUAAGGAGAAAUCUGAUAGAAAAUCGCCUCAGCAAUGAAGUCCCUACUAGAUUACCAUACUGUGCCAAAUUUACCAUCGUCGCUACAAGCCUGUAUUGCAAUAAGUCGGGAGCUGAUAAAAAGUGGGCCAAUGAACUACAGUUGAACAGAACGGUGUGCAUCCAGUGUGAUCCAUUCGCAAUGAGCAAGGAACUUGGAACCCGUUGUAUUGGACAUGGCGUGUACAACCACACCACACGCUGGAAGGCUGUGGAUGUCCCGUAUUGCAAUGGACAGUGGAAAAUGAUUACUAAACCAAAGGAUGGCUGUGUGUGUGAUGUAGAAUCCAAAGACAGCUUUAUUUUAAUCUGAGAAGAAUUGCUCUUCAUUCUGUAAAAUGAUAAUGAAGUAUAUGGUUGUAUUAGAGUAUAGUUUACAUAAUAUUACAUCUUUUAUGUCUGUCAGAUUUUGGUCUUCUCAUCUAAGACAGUGAAAUGUAGUGGUACCGAAUUCUGUGAAAUUGAGAUUUGUGGUGUGGUUAAGAUGAAUGAACAUGAAGUUAUCUGGGUUUAGAUUUAUGAAUUCAAAUAUUUGUGUAUGUUCUGUCAUUGUACAUAUAAGUGUGUAAAGAGUUACUUUAUCAUAUGUAUUUCUACUUCACAUUGUCAUAUAGUACUUUUUUUUUUAUCUUAAAAGACUGGAAGGGUGGAAUUAGUGCUAAAUAAGAUGUAUGAAAAUGUAAUCAAAUGGAAUCUGUAUGGUUUUGUAAUCUUUGGCCAGUAUCAAAUUCAAAUACCGGUAGAGGUAUGUAUUACCUGAAAAAGGUGAUUACUAUAUAUUUUCUCCUUUUGAUAUACUCUAUAUAACAUCUCAAACACUCCAGAAUUUGGUUGUGGUUGCAGCAUUUGAUGUCAUCCAUAAAAUCCCUCUGUAUUCAUUUAUCUUAAAAAUACUCAAAGUCCAGCAAAUUACAUAUAGAUAUGAAUCAUAACCAACGAAUACCUCACAUAAAACAUACAAAUGCAUCAUGGGUAAAAUAAUUCAUCUUGAAAAAGAGGCUACUUGUGAUAUCUAGACUAAAGGAGGUCUGAAAAACAAUUCUGUAAAUCAUUUGUACAUAAAAUUUUGUGCAUUGGUGUACAAAAAAACCCUUUAGAUGAUGAAAUGAUUAGAUACUGAUUGAAAUGGUGCUUCCUGAUUAUAAACAAAAAUGUAACCAGAAAUUGCACAGUUGAUUUGGCUAAGCUUCUGAUAUGAUACCCUGCUUUCAUAUUAUGAAUCUGCUUAUAGUGGUCCCUGUUAUGUAUAUGACCAGGAUUUGUCCCUCAUGCUAGCUUUACACAUGUUCUGUUGUGUAUAUAAAACAUUUGUUGUAGAGUACUAUAGAAGUUUAACUGUGUUAUAUUAUCCUCAUCAUUUCUACCUUUUUCUACAUUUGCAUGUAGACAUUUUAAUUAUUAUGUUAACUCUACCUGUACAUGUAGCUUUUAUACUCUAUUUUCACCAUUACUGUAGCCUUCUUUCUGUAAUUCAAAUUCAUUUUAAAUGUUCAUUUCUAUAGUUGAAUGUUGUGAUAGUACUAUGCAAACCCCCCAAAAAAGUGAUGAGAAUUGACAUCAAAUUCUAUUUGUCUGUGUGAAGGAUAAUUAUAAAUGCAUGCAUCUCAUUUUGUACAUAUAAAAUAAUAAAUUUAGUAUACUCAUUUGAAAUUAAAUAUACUGAAAUAAAAUAUAUUAGUUACCAAUAAA